AUGUUCCUACAUCAACCAAAGAGCGUUCAGAAGGGAUUGCUGGGAUUGAAGAUGAUACUUCUCGUAUCCAAUUUGACAUUAACGAUGUGCGUCAAGGUAUUGCACAUGUCGUUGGACCAGAACAAGCGACACAUGGUGCAUUCGGUUGUUUGGCACACGGGAUCGGAACGUCAAGGCGUUACACCAAAAGACGUGGUUUUGGCAAUUAUUGGUAAAAUCGGAACGGCUGGCGGUACAGGGCAUGCGAUUGAAUUUGGUGGUCAGGUAUUCCGUGAUAUGUCGAUUGAAGGGCGUAUGACCGUGUGCAAUAUGGCAAUCGAAGGCGGUGCGCGUGUUGGCCAACAGUGGGAUGCGGCAGUCGCGUAUUGGAAUACUUUACAUUCUGAUGAAGAUGCACAUUUUGAUACGAUCGUAGUUUUAAAUGGUGAAGAAAUUGAACCACAAGUAUCUUGGGGCACUUCUCCUGAGAUGGUGAUUCCUGUAUCUCAAGCUGUUCCAACUUUGGAACAGGCCAAAGAUGAUGUACAGCGUAAUGACUGGACCCGUGCGUAUCAAUAUAUGGGUUUAAACGCAGGUCAGGCAUUGGCUGAUAUUCAAUUAGAUCGUGUAUUCAUUGGUUCUUGCACCAACUCACGUAUUGAAGAUAUUCGUGCUGCUGCAGAAGUGGCAAAAGGUAAAAAAGUAGCGUCUAGUAUUAAACAGGCCAUGGUUGUUCCAGGCUCUGGUUUAGUGAAACAACAAGCGGAAGCGGAAGGUUUAGAUAAAAUCUUGAUCGAAGCUGGUUUUGAGUGGCGUGAGCCAGGUUGUUCAAUGUGUUUGGCGAUGAAUGCUGAUAAGUUACAACCGGGUGAACAUUGUGCAUCGACUUCAAAUCGUAACUUUGAAGGCCGUCAGGGCAAUGGUGGACGUACUCACCUUGUCAGUCCAGCAAUGGCCGCUGCGGCAGCAAUUGCAGGUCACUUUGUUGAUGUGAUGGUAUCGGUCCUGAGAUCGUUGCUGCUGCUGAAAAAUCUUAAACCAGAGAUAGUUUCGGGUUUAGAUAUCCUUAUUGUUCGCGAAUUGACGGGUGGCAUCUACUUUGGUCAACCACGUGGUAUUCGUGAACUCGAAAAUGUUGCUUUUGAAAUGGCAAACUUACGCGGUGGUAAAGUUUGUUCAGUGGAUAAAGCCAACGUGCUUGAAGUGACUGAGCUUUGGAAGCAAACAGUGACUGCACUUAAAGAACAACAAUAUCCAAAUAUUCAACUUUCACAUAUGUACGUCGAUAAUGCAGCAAUGCAAUUGGUUCGUGCGCCAAAACAGUUUGAUGUGAUUGUGACAGGGAACUUGUUUGGUGACAUUCUUUCCGAUGAAGCAGCAAUGCUAACCGGCUCUAUUGGUAUGCUUCCAUCUGCCUCUUUAGAUGAGAAUGGCAAAGAAGUGGCUGCAAAAGCCAUUGAGGAUGCUGUAGGGCAAGUUUUAGACCAAGGUUUGCGUACUGGCGAUAUUAUGUCUGAUGGUAUGCGUAAAGUUGGUACGGCUGAAAUGGCUUGGCGUGCCUGUCGUAUCAUAACGAAUCACUGGCAGACCCAUUGCAUUAGGGCCUACAGUCGCAUUGCCUCCUGCCAUGGGGAUAUUGAUUGGUCUAAGGAUGGUAUAGCUUAA
This is a messenger RNA of Oppiella nova, 1644 nucleotides long. The record is from the annotation of a GenBank genome assembly. NCBI's taxonomy places the organism in Eukaryota, Metazoa, Arthropoda, Arachnida, Sarcoptiformes, Oppiidae.